Penicillium paradoxum is the source of this 972-nucleotide messenger RNA. RefSeq lists its product as uncharacterized. Bases 1 to 972 code for a protein of 323 amino acids. The transcript has 2 exons. NCBI's taxonomy places the organism in Eukaryota, Fungi, Ascomycota, Eurotiomycetes, Eurotiales, Aspergillaceae. The record is from RefSeq and is a predicted model, not a curated record.
AUGGCUACAAAACCAAUCACAAGAGUCGUCAUUGUUGGGGCUACUGGUCGCCUCGGCGGAGUCUUUGCUCGGGCACUUAUCCAAACCGGCAAGCAUACUGUUACAGCUCUCACCCGUGAGACUAGCAAGGGAAAGCUUCCCGCGGGAGUUCAAGCUAUCAAAGUUGAUUACAACGAUGAAGCUGCUCUCAUCAAAGCUUUCGAGGGCCAACAGUUUCUUGCAAUUACCCUUGGAAUUCAUGCCCCGGAGAACCUUCAUAGCAGGAUCACCGCGGCUGCAGGAAAAGCCGGUGUUCCUUACAUCAUGCCAAACGCGUACGGAUACCCGCUCAACCCAAAUGGAGUGAGCGAGUCAGAUUCGUACGGAAAGGCCGUUCUAAGUCGGGUCAGUGAUGCUCAAAAUGGGGUUUCAUCCUCAGUGGCUCUCCCAUGUGGUUUCUGGUACGAAUGGAGUUUGGCAACUGGCGAACAAUGGUUUGGUUUCAAUAUCAAGGAUCGCAAAGUGACCUUUUUCGAUGAGGGGACUCGCACUAUAACUGUCAGCACCUGGAACCAAUGCGGUCGUGCGUUGGCGGCUCUCCUCAGUCUACCGGAGUCGGGAACAUCUCCUGCACUUGCCGACUUCAAGAACAAAGAACUCCGGAUCAAUAGCUUCCGCGUCUCACAACGCGAUAUGCUCGACAGUCUUAAUCGUGUCUUGGAAACCACGGACUCUGACUGGGAGAUUAGUUAUGAGACUGUCGCUAAGCGCCUGGCCGAUGGCGCUGAGGAGUUUUCCAAGGGUAUCUUCACCGGAUAUCCGAAAAUGUUGUAUGGAAGUAUCUUUUUGAAGACCAACGAACAAAGUGAUUUUGCAGAGACAAUGGAACUGGCAAAUGACACUUUGGGGCUCCCUAAAGAGGACCUGGAUGAAGCGACUACGCGGGUGGUGGAGAUGGUCGCAGCAGGAUGGGAUCCUCUUGCUGAGAUGUAA